AUGGAAAAUCAUCAAGACAACCUCUCUCCAGAUCAUGACGAGGUUGAAAAUUCUCGCGCUCCACAGCGCCGCCGCCGACCGCCCCUGUCUUGCACGGUCUGCCGCAAGCGCAAAUUAAAAUGUGACCGCUCUCUGCCCUGCGGGCAAUGCGUGCGCUCGAAGACAACAGCCCAAUGCGUCUUUAUCGGAGCUCAGCCAGAUCCGACAUCUGAUCAGCGACGCAUGUCGCCCCCGCAAUUACCACACGGUGGCGUAGAAGACCAGGCCGGCCGGAAAAGCGGAAUGUUCGUCUUUGACUCGAAGUUGGGGCCGAAUUCGACUUCAAAUCGCGUUUCAAAGCGUGCUCGUUCCGAUGAGCUACAUGAGCUCCGGAGUCGUCUGCGUGUUUUAGAAAAUUCGCUCGGCAAGUCGUCUCAUCUUCAGACGCCUGAGACCUCGGUUUGUGAUAUAUUUUCUGAAGUAGAUACGGCCAAUAGUUCUGAGAAUGUUGGUGUUGAUGACCGCGUACGAUUCUUGCCAGAUUCAAGUUUCCGCGGGAAGAAGACCAAGACUCGGUAUUUCGGUCGCAGUCAUUAUACCACCACUGUUUCCUUUUUCAAAGAUAUUGGUACCUUUAUGCGCCGUGGUCGUUGCCGCGGAGGAGCAAAGGAUAAAGAGUACACUGAUAUGAAACAGUUCAAGACCGAGCUUUGGUCGCGUGAGAUACAAAAACAUCAGCGCGACUUUCGCGAGCAGCCUUUCAUGCUUAAUGAACUGGUUCCCCGGCGAAACGUUGCAGACCGUCUGCUUCAGCUUUAUCUCGACACUUUUGAGACCACGUAUCGAAUCUUGCACAUACCAACCUUCUUGAGACAGUACGCUGAUUACUGGGCCAACACCCAGCCAACCGACAUGGCCUUCGUCGCUCAAUUACUCGCUGUGAUGGCUGCAGGCAGUUGCUUCUAUGUCCCAUCUCCAGGUCAAGAGGACCGAGACAUAUUCCAAAAACCGGCCAUGAAGUGGAUCAUGGCUGUUCAGUCAUAUAUCUCGUGCACAUUUCUGAGCCCAGAAAUCGACUUCCGAAUGCUCCAGACACAGACUCUUCUUUUAGUAGCUCGCCUGGGAGUCGCCAGUGAUGCGGAUGUAGCCUGGGCCUCAGCCGGGUCGUUGAUUCGGUCUGCGACGAUAAUGGGUCUGCAUCGCGAUCCGGCUCGUUUCCACAAGGCCAGGCCAUUCUACUCUGAACUGCGCCGUCGUCUUUGGACAACUAUCGUCGAGCUGGAUCUCAAGUUCUCCCUCGACCGCGGGGCUCCACCCUCGGUUGAUCUAGACGAAUGCGACUGCGAUCCACCGUCCAAUUGGGACGAUGCGGACUUGAUACCAGACAUGGAGGAUAAUCCAGCUCCGCUCAGUACUGCCCUUUAUACCCAAAGCUUCUACCAAACCCUCCUCGCUAAGACCCUCCCACUACGAUACCGAAUCGCGAAGAAAAUUAAUAGCCUCCGAUUUAAUCUAUCAUACGACGAUGCCCUGCGAAUGGGUGAUGAACUCUCCCGCUCCAUGCAACAUGCAUCCUCCCUUUUCGAAGAUAAUUCCCCGAGUAUUGCUCUGGGAGAAUCAGGACGUCACCGAUUCGCCCAAUCCCUACAUCUCUUCAUCGUGCGCAAAUUCCUUCUCGCCCUCCAUCGCCCCUUCUCGCUUAGUGUCGUACGCCUACCCAAAUGCUCCUAUUCCCGCAAAAUCUGCCUCGAAGAAUCCCUCGGCAUUCUCUCUCAGAUGGAACUCCCCCUUGCGACAGAGAACAUCAUUUACCCGAACAUUACUCAACUGGGAAGCGGUAUGUUCCGUGAUGAAACCUUCCACGCCGCAAUCACCGCCUGUGUGGAGCUGUCCCUUCAAGCCAAUGAAAUGAGUAUGUCUACUACAUCCGGGAUGGAUGGUGUCAACUCCAGCGUGCUCAUGAGCAUGAUCCAGUCCCAACAGGGCGUGAUGCUCCAGGCUGUCGAGCGCACCGCUGAUAAUUUCGGGAGACGCAUUGGGCCCGGUGGGACGGGGUGCAAGCCUUUCUUCUUUUUGAAUAUCAUCCUUGCUUCGGUCAAAUCGCGCGUCAAGGGGGAGGAUCCUUUGUGUAAUGUUGAUACGGCCUCGAAGAGGUCCGUUCGCAUCUGCAGGGCGAUCUUGAAUGGUCUUACCUACGAGGAAGCUAAGAUUAGUGUUGAUAAUUGCCCCGCUCAGACUUCUAUUCCUUCGGGGACGAAUCCUGCCCCAGCUACACCACGUGAUAUUGACCCUACGUCGCUUCUAUCGAACGACUUUGGUGACUUCACGCCAACGGAUCUAGGAGGCUGGUUUGAUGGAUUAGAUUACACUGGCCCAGAGUUGUGGGAUUGGGAUGCCGACUUGUCUGGAAACCUUCCAACAUUCUCAUGA
Molecule: messenger RNA, 2409 nt
Organism: Penicillium roqueforti
Lineage: Eukaryota; Fungi; Ascomycota; Eurotiomycetes; Eurotiales; Aspergillaceae
Exons: 4
Coding region: 1-2409 (802 amino acids)
Biological process (GO): regulation of transcription by RNA polymerase II; DNA-templated transcription
Cellular component (GO): nucleus
Molecular function (GO): zinc ion binding; DNA-binding transcription activator activity, RNA polymerase II-specific; RNA polymerase II cis-regulatory region sequence-specific DNA binding
Source: RefSeq, a predicted model, not a curated record